AUGUCUUUUCAAAAAUUGGCUGCUUGGCUUCUCACAGAUAAAGGUAAACAUUUCAGUUUCAUUGCCGCUGGUACUGCUACUACAGCAACACUUGUGGCAACAUUUUUACCACACACUAUAUUAUUGGAGCAAUACAAGAACCUGGUUCAUCUAUACAAAAAUGGUCUAUCUGUUGCACUUACUCCAGUAUUGCAGGAUAGGUUCCAAAAGACAUUGAAGCUCCUUGAGGUGAAACCAAUAGAUUAUCAUUUAUAUAAACCAUUUUUUUCUUAUGGGUUUGAGGUGAUAAGUGCUGGAAGUUCCUACAGUAGAUUUGGUGUAAUUGUUGGAUUACCAAUUAAUUUUUCCUAUAGCAGUCCUGAAAUGGUAGAUAGAUCUAAAAUAAAGAUAAUGCAGGAAUCCAUAGUUUGGGAUUCUGAAAUUGGCCAACAGCUUUUGAAUUCUCUGUUUCUAUCAGAAAAUGCCCAAUUAUAUGCAAUGGCAAGGGAAAUAAAAUACAGACAAACUGGAAAACCAAUGUUUGAUGUCUUACUGAGUACAGCAGCAUGUGGUGUUACAUAUGGUGUGAGCCAUCAUCUCAAUCAGAAAUUCAAUUUAUAUGCUAAACCUCUGGGUGUUAGAUUAGUUGUGUAUACGUUGGUUGGUUUGUUUAUGAUAGGUUCAUACACAAUGUCCAAAGAUAUGACUCAAAUGUAUUAUGAGGAAUCUAUUGAUAAAGAAUUGAAAGAAAGAAGUACCAUAUUUGCAGAGGGUGGUAAAGAAUAUUAUACCAAAUUGUUGGAAAGAAAUAAAGCCCUGAGGCAUUUGUUGGGGAAGGAGGGAGAAAGGCUUUAUAGCAUACUAGGAAAUGAAAAUUAUUUUUUAAGAAACAAACAUCUUCCUCUAGUUCAUAGAAAAUUGAUUUUUGAGGAUAAUGAGCCAGUUAUUUCAGAAUUUUUUGAGCAGUAA
Molecule: messenger RNA, 948 nt
Organism: Phaedon cochleariae (mustard beetle)
Lineage: Eukaryota; Metazoa; Arthropoda; Insecta; Coleoptera; Chrysomelidae
Source: the annotation of a GenBank genome assembly